Magnusiomyces paraingens is the source of this 1182-nucleotide messenger RNA. RefSeq lists its product as uncharacterized. Lineage: Eukaryota; Fungi; Ascomycota; Dipodascomycetes; Dipodascales; Dipodascaceae. Gene Ontology annotation, molecular function: nucleic acid binding; zinc ion binding. The transcript has a single exon. The coding region runs from base 1 to 1182 and encodes 393 amino acids. The record is from RefSeq and is a predicted model, not a curated record.
AUGACUUCCCGUGUCACAGUUCAACAGGUUAUGGGCCGCACUUCGGCUUAUAUUAAUCUUACUUCCUCUGAAAAACUCACUCCUCUCAACUAUCAUGUCUGGGCUACUAAGAUCCUUUUGGGUCUUCGUGCUAUGAAUAAUGGUGUCCACCUUUAUGUCGAAGCUGGUACUGUCAAUCCAGCUGCUAAUGAAUCCCUCGAAGACCUCACCGCCUCGCUUGAUACCGUCGUCCAUGAUGUCAUCCUCAACAACAUUUCUCCUGAGUUGAUCGAACAUGUUAAUGAUGUGGCCAUUAGAGGCCGUGACCUCUGGCUUUAUCUUCAUCAGGAGUAUAGUCAACUUCAACCCGCCGAUGUCAUCUCACUUAUGAAAUCCCUCUAUGCUGGCAAUAUUGAUGUUGGUCCAAAGUUUGUUUCUUCUGUUCGUUCUUAUGUUGCUACAUGGCGUUCCAUCUACCAAUCAUUGUCGCCUGAUUCGGUUGUGGCCUUCAACGCUUUGGCCUCAAUGGGUCCCAAUUGUGAGCGCUUCAUCCAGUACGCCUUGGAGCACCGCUUUGAUAGUAACAACAAUACUGACAACCUUGAUAUCAACAACUUCAUCCGGAACACUGAUAAAUGGGCCAAGUUGUUGAAGAUUACUGGACCUCCAGCUACUCUUUCGACUGAAGCGUUCGUUGCUUCAUCAAAGAAGUACAAUAACAAAUCUAAGGGUGAUGGUAUUAAAUGUUUCCGUUGUAAGAGGCGUGGUCAUACUUCCAACAAUUGUCAUGUCUCUUGGGAAGAGGUUCAGGCUGCUCGCCAAGAUAAUAAGGAUGACAAGGAAUCUAAGGAGGCUAAAACCUCAAGAGGUUGGUUUGCUGAGACUAUUGAUGAAUUUUCUGAGAUAGUUGAUGAUGAUCCAUUUGUGAGUUCCGCUUUUGUGUCCGAGACAUCUGUUGUUUCUGAAAAGUUUCGUAACAGUUGCUCCGAGUCGUUUGAUGAUUUGGAAUCCGAACUUUUUGAUUCUUCUGAGCCGUGUGUCGGCGAUGAAGAUUGUUUUGUUGGUCAAGUUUCUGAGUAUUGUUCAAACUCAGGACUUGAUAUUGAUUCUGUUGAGCAUGCAAUGUUGUCGCAGACUAGUGCAGUUGAUAAUGCACGUGAGUUUGGGUGGGAAACUAUGGUUGACAAUCUAUGUUUAUUUUAG